GCGUCGUAUUUUACAUCUCAAUCGCAUUAGUACUCAAUAAGUAUUCGGAUUGUACCACUCAUCCUAGAGUCAAAAUGUAUGGUCCUAAAGUAACAGUCAUAGAUCGUCGGAAACCUGAUUCGAAAAUUGGACAAGAUAUAAUUAAUGAGGUAAAAAUCAUUUCCCAGCCAGAAGAUUUUUUGGAUGAACCUAGCUGCCAUGAAUUGCGRCUAAUGUGGCGCACCUACCAGAGGCAAAAUCAAUUGACACCGUCAAGCAGCAAUUUACCGCUGACUUUCGAUCCGUUUGCAUUUAAUACAUGGGAAGAUUACAUUAAGCCGAGAUAUAUAAACAGACAGAAAUCAAUGAUGUUUGAACGAGCCAUACCAGAAAGGUUUCAUAUAUUUAGGCGACUUAGACCAUUUGAAAAAAUCGCUAGACUGACCACUACAACGAGGGCCAUCAUGGACGAUCAAUUGACAAGAAAAGCAAAUUUAUUUCGUCUGGGUUAUCAACCCUUAACAAAAAUACCUAUAAUCGCCAUGCGCCUGACAGCCAAAGAUAGAUUUCAAGAGUUAAAAGAACUGAUGCGUCACCAGAAGAUAAACAAUUAUCAAACGGGAGACGGCGAUGAUGAUCCGUUUUCCGUCGUACCGAUCACCGCGGCGGCGGUCACUUCUAACGGCACUGCGGGUAAAAAACGACCAGGCUACGAGUCGUUGAUGUCACGACCCAGACACUUUUCACAAGGGCACUAUAUGAACGUGAGACCGAACGGUGAACAGAUCGACGAUACUGCGACAGCUACACCUCAGUAUAAAUCUUCGCCGCUUAUCAAACCAUGGAAUUCUAGAUGGUAAAUGUCAUAAUGACAAUAUUGCGUCCACAGUAAAGCCCGAAAUAUAUAUAGGUACACAAUAUUAUGUUCACAUAUAUUCAAAGCAAAUCCUACGUCCAUUCACAGAAACUUACCAUUUGUCUUCCUUCCAGCGAUGAAUUAUCCGAUCUGUUGCGCUUAUUCUURUGUAUAAAUAAAACAAGGUUAAGGUAAGUAUAGACACUAAUUAUUAUUUAUCUUACAUUGAUUACAUUUU
This is a messenger RNA of Diuraphis noxia (Russian wheat aphid), 1073 nucleotides long. RefSeq lists its product as uncharacterized. NCBI's taxonomy places the organism in Eukaryota, Metazoa, Arthropoda, Insecta, Hemiptera, Aphididae. The record is from RefSeq and is a predicted model, not a curated record.